AUGCAGCAAACCAUAGACAACUUGACAGGCCAGCUCAAUGUAGUCAAUGCUGCACUACAAAGCCUGCUCAAAGGAGGCGAAAACCAAAUCAGGGGUGCCAUGAACAUCGCCCCCACGCCACAGAAGCUGAAAAUCCCGGAGCCCAAGCCAUACAACGGAGCCCAGCUUAAUGAAUGGUCGAAUCGCCAUCUCUACAUUGUGGAGGCAGAGGAAGAUGUGGAGGAAAGUGAAUACAUGCAGUGGUAUUUGAGAAUUACAAGGAAGUUGGUGGGGAGGCCUGUGCCUAUCUCAUCUGAGUUUCAAAGAAUGAAUGCUGCACUGAGGGAGAUUGCCCUUAUAGCAGACACCCUUUCAACUCAUGGGAUGGAUGAUCAACAGUUACAAUCUGUCACAAGAAUCCGAUAUAUUACUUAUGAAUGCUUGAGGGAUCAGAUUGCAAGUACAGUAGUUGUUGCAACAAACUCACAAAGUGAAGUUGGAAAGAGAGUACGUGGAAAGGAGAGAGUAAGAAGGAAGGGGAUGGGCAAACGUAAGCGGAAAGAAGAGAUAGAGCAAUAUUAUGCAGCAGGGAUACCUGUACAAUCUCGGUUACCUGCUACAACUUUUGAUGCAGAUGACUCUCACCUAUAUCACAUGGGCAAUGAUGAUUUAUGUAUUACAGUAAGUGAGGAUGAUCACGGCCGGAUAUCUCAUGUGGCUCACAGUGUCGAUGAUUUGGAGCUUUGCGAAGAUGCUAAUGGACUUGACGAAUCACACUUCCAUCAUCUAGCUGAAGAAGAUGGCCGGCUCUCCAGUGAAGUAGCAGAAGAUAAGCCUCAUGCUUCAAUUGAUGUUGUUCCCCAGGUCUCCCAUGAGACUAGAGAGGACAUUGCCCAACAGAAUGAUUACGGGGUUCUUGUUUAGACCAGUAAAGAUGAGAUUUUUAUUCUGUAAGGGAUGAUAUUCUUUCUAACAUUUAUAACUGUAGGUGCUUGACUAAUAUUUUGCUCAUUUUGGUAUUAUUUCGUUGCAUUAUAUGUUCCUGUUCAUGGGCAGUCAAUGAUCUUCAGUCUUCCUGGGAACAUAGGAAAUCCAAGCUUAGGCUUGUUGUAAUUAGUUAGCUAGAGACCUUUUUUGGCUUGCUCAAUUUUCCUUUUGUUUGGCUGUCGUUUCUGCCAUCCUUUACUGAUUAAGGAGAAGAAUUAUGCAGACUCUGAAUGCAUAAACAUGUACUUGUGAAUGGUAAUAUUACGUCCUUAGCUUCUUCAACCUUUAUU
Molecule: messenger RNA, 1256 nt
Organism: Nicotiana tabacum (common tobacco)
Lineage: Eukaryota; Viridiplantae; Streptophyta; Magnoliopsida; Solanales; Solanaceae
Source: RefSeq, a predicted model, not a curated record